Messenger RNA from Cottoperca gobio, 464 nucleotides. RefSeq names its product PIGY upstream open reading frame (gene pyurf). Bases 81 to 428 code for a protein of 115 amino acids. The record is from RefSeq and is a predicted model, not a curated record. The transcript is spliced from 2 exons. Lineage: Eukaryota; Metazoa; Chordata; Actinopteri; Perciformes; Bovichtidae.
AGGACCCAUAUUUCGGUUACACAGUGUUUGUGGUACUUCCUGUUGGGGGUUUUUCGCUAGUUUAUUCAACACUCUUGGUCAUGUUUCGGAAUGUAUUUGCCAGAUUGGUGACGGAAAAGGUUCGUGUUCACCGCUACGUGAAGAAUGCGCCUUUUAUUCAGAGGGCAAUACCCGUCUCUGUGUCGGUCAGGAGCUUUGUGGAUGUGAAGGACGAAGUGCAGCAGCAAUUUGACACUUCCCUGCUUGAGUUCCUGGUAUGUCCGCUGUCCAAGAAGCCACUAAGGUACGAGGCUAAGACCAAUGAGCUGAUCAACGAGGAGCUUGGUAUUGCCUACCCUAUCGUUGACGGCAUCCCCAACAUGAUCCCUCAGGAAGCCAGACUCGUACAGAAAGACGCAGAUACCUCAAUCACACCAACACAAGGGUAGAAACUCCAUCACAACACCUUCGGCUGACCCAAGCAA